Molecule: messenger RNA, 1505 nt
Organism: Calliphora vicina (urban bluebottle blowfly)
Lineage: Eukaryota; Metazoa; Arthropoda; Insecta; Diptera; Calliphoridae
Gene: Syx18
Product: syntaxin 18
Exons: 2
Coding region: 85-1209 (374 amino acids)
Biological process (GO): intracellular protein transport; retrograde vesicle-mediated transport, Golgi to endoplasmic reticulum
Cellular component (GO): SNARE complex; endoplasmic reticulum; membrane
Molecular function (GO): SNAP receptor activity
Source: RefSeq, a predicted model, not a curated record
AAUUCCUUUAUACCUAAAGGAUUUUUAAGAAAUUCCAUUUACAACACAUUAUUCUAGGGCUAAAUAAUAACAACAGCAUAAAAAAUGGAUAUAACACAUUUGUUUAAGGCCGGAGUUAUGACGGUGAAGCUGCAGCGCAAAGGAGAAUUGGAUCCCAAACGAAUAUUGCCCAAAUCUUCCGCAAACUCGAAUGGUCAAAGGGAUGAAUUUGCCAAGCAGGCCAAGGAGGUGUGCAAUAAAAUCACUACUUUGCGCAAUGUUUUAAUAGAAAAUCGUUCGGCUUACAUGAAAAUUGGACAACAUUUGAAAAGUGCUGCACAAAUGACCGAUCAACAGAGGGAUCUUAUUGACCGGGAAUCGGAAAAGUUUGUUACAUUCUACACCCAAUACCUAGGACAAAUGCGUAAUGAUUGGAAAAAGUCCAAGAGAAAGCCUCAACAACGCCAGCACAUAGAAGCGGUAAUAGAGCUAUUGUCGUCAUAUUUAAAGGCUGUGCAAAAUAUUUAUUUGGAACAGAAAAAGUAUCGUGUACAACAUGAGCUGGAAACAUAUCGUUUACUUAAGCUGGCCUCAGAUAAAAAGAAAAUCCCUGUCAGGCCGGUAGGGGAAGAGAGGUCACGAAAGACCUCCACUGUCUCAUCAACAUCAAGUAAGGACUUGCAAGUAGAUCAUGAAAUGUCGACAAAUAAUGAUAUUGCAGAGGGCUGGGAUUUAGACGAUGAUGAUAUAACAGCUCCCAGCUCAACCAAUAGAAUAGGAGAAGAAUCUCCAACUCUGCGCAAUACAUCAGCUUCAGUUGUUGCAGAUUCAAAGGCUCAAGUAGCCUUGGACGAAGACAUGCAAAAAUCUCAACAACUGGUAGAUGAAGCGGAGAAAUCCCUCAGUCCCGAAGAUGUGCAAAUGUUUGAGGAGGAAAAUGUACAACUGUAUCAUGAGUUGCAGGGUCUGUCCGAGGAAGUAGAGGCUAUAGAAAAGAAUGUUGUGGACAUAGCUACAUUACAAGACAUAUUUACGGAAAAGGUUACUUUGCAACAACACAAUAUCGAUCGUAUUGUUAAUGCGGUAGUGGGUGCAACGGAAAAUGUUAAAGAUGCAAAUGAACAAAUCAAACAGGCCAUACAACGUAAUGCUGGUCUACGUGUUUGGUCCUUAUUUUUCCUAUUAGUAAUGUCGUUUGCCUUGCUAUUUUUGGAUUGGUACUAUGAUUAAGAAGAAUUUACUGCUAUAUUGGGUGAAAACAAACCUACUGUAUAGUUUUUAAUAAUUGUUGCAGUCUAUGUUUACGUGAGCAUAAAAUUUUUAUGACAUUUAUAUGUGUGUUUUUCGUUUUUGAUACUGCUUUAGCUUUUUAAGUAAAUGGAAAUGUACUAUGUAAUAAUUAUUAACAAUGUUGUUUUGAAAAUAUUCCUUUUUUUAUAAAUAGAUAAAAAAAAAUAUACAUAAAAAUAUAUAACGAAAUAAUAAAAAUAUGCCCAUUACGAUUUAAGGCAAAUUUAAUUGAUUAA